UACUGUAGUAUCAUUCAAACUCUAAGAAUGGCUCCAGGAGGAAAAUCGGCGGGCAAAGCGAUGAAGAAGUCUUCAGGAAAAGCACAAAAAAACAUCGCCAAGUCCGAUAAGAAGCGCAAGCCCAAGAGGARAGAAUCGUACGCCAUCUACAUCUACAAGGUGCUGAAGCAAGUGCAUCCCGACACCGGCGUGUCAUCCAAAGCCAUGAGCAUCAUGAACAGUUUCGUCAACGAUCUGUUCGAGCGCAUCGCCGCCGAGUCCAGUCGUCUUGCCCACUACAACAAGCGUUCGACCAUUACCAGCCGGGAGAUCCAAACUGCCGUCCGACUCUUGUUGCCCGGUGAAUUGGCCAAGCACGCCGUCAGUGAAGGCACCAAAGCUGUGACCAAGUACACCAGCUCCAAAUAAAACCCACUUGACGUGAUUAAUAUACAAAUAAAACGGCCCUUUUCAGGGCCACCAAUUAUCGUUGUAUAAAGAAUAUUAUAUUGAGCUGGCCGUCA
Molecule: messenger RNA, 503 nt
Organism: Diuraphis noxia (Russian wheat aphid)
Lineage: Eukaryota; Metazoa; Arthropoda; Insecta; Hemiptera; Aphididae
Product: histone H2B-like
Cellular component (GO): nucleosome
Molecular function (GO): protein heterodimerization activity; DNA binding; structural constituent of chromatin
Source: RefSeq, a predicted model, not a curated record